GUCGUGGAUUCUCUACCAUUAACUUAUAUAAGAUCACCUUAUUCUUAAGACUUAGUUUCGAUUUAUUACCCCGUAACCAGUACAUUUUUCUCGGCUUACUUUUAAGAUGAUCUUGUUUGGUUUUUAUGUGUAGGUGCUAUAACAGUCCUCUUCCGAAUGAGAUUGAAUCUCCUAUUUUCAUGGCGAAGGUAUCAAGCGAUCAGGAUUCUACUCCGUUCAGUUGUUGAACAGUUUCAGGGGCUUCGUUUGCAGACAUGUCCCCAGUGAAAAUCGUGUUAGUGUUGGGCCAAGCACGCUGCCUUGCGGAAGAUCUGCUUUGACUUCGUGGUGUCGGAUGUGUCAUCAUUAAUUCUAGCGUAACAAUAUCUGUAAUGUAGGUAGGACGUAGGAAAUAGGUAAAGUGAAGCUGAUAGUUUCAUUUUUAUUUUUAAUGAACACAAAUCUCGUCGAUUACGGCGAAUUGCUUCAAGUAGACACCUCACAACAGCAAAGAUCGUUUUGUUUGACCCUGUGGAAUGAAUUAAUUUUAAUAAUGAUGGAAUGACGUUGCCAAACAUCACUUGUGCGCAAAAAAAUCAACUUGGUAAAUAAUGGACACCCUAUUAUAUACAUCUCUAUAUCGGGUACAAAUAGAAAUAGAAAGUUUUCAAAGCGAGCGAUUUUCUGCUGAUCCAACAAGCAGGGAACUCCUCUCCAGCAACACAUGGUUAAAAAACAAAACAAACCAAUCGACGGAAAUAAGUGAAAUUCCUCACCAUCAAAGACUAACUGAGUAAUAGUUUUACUAAUAAAUAAAUAGUAACACAAUGCCGAAAAUAAAAACUGAAAAGAAAAGUCGCAUACACCAAGAGGUACAAAAGCAAGGCAUCGUGUUCAAUAAGGAUUUUGGCCAACAUAUACUUAAAAAUCCUCUUGUCAUACAGAGUAUGCUAGAGAAGGCUGCAUUGCGCAACACAGACACCGUUUUGGAAAUCGGUCCCGGUACUGGUAAUAUGACCGUACGCAUGUUGGAGCGAGCAAAAAAAGUCAUUGCCUGUGAAAUCGAUACAAGAUUAGCUGCGGAAUUGCAAAAACGUGUGCAGGCUACGCCAUUGCAACCGAAAUUGCAAGUGCUAAUCGGCGAUUUCCUCAAAGCAGAUUUGCCUUUCUUCGAUUUGUGUAUAGCCAACGUGCCUUAUCAAAUCAGUUCUCCACUGAUUUUCAAAUUAUUGCUACACCGGCCACUAUUUCGAUGUGCCGUCCUAAUGUUUCAGCGUGAGUUCGCGCAACGUUUAGUUGCCAAACCGGGUGAUAAGCUGUAUUGUCGCCUGAGCAUCAAUACCCAGUUGUUGGCACGCGUCGAUAUGUUAAUGAAAGUUGGGAAAAAUAAUUUUAAACCACCCCCAAAGGUUGAGUCAAGUGUUGUGCGUUUGGAACCAAAGAAUCCACCACCACCUGUCAAUUUCACAGAAUGGGAUGGCUUAACACGUAUCGCAUUCCUGCGGAAGAAUAAAACUCUAGGUGCGGCGUUCAAAAUCAAUUCGGUGCUUGAGAUGUUGGAAAAGAAUUACAAAUUACAUUUGUCGUUGCAUAAUAAACCAAUAGAGCCAGAUUUUAACAUGCAAGCCAAAGUUUCAGCCAUUCUACAGAAGUUGGAAAUGGAAAAUUCGCGUGCACGUUCAAUGGAUUUGGACGAUUUUAUGAAAUUGCUAUUGGCUUUCAAUUCCGAAGGCAUACAUUUCAACUAGUGAAUAGUAAAUUAUUUUCAAAAUGAUUGACUUUAAUUAAUAAGGCGACAAAGCAAUAAAAUGCGGAAGGGAUGACCAUUAGCAAUAAGUAAUUGCUAACUUCUUGACGUCCUAACGUACAAAUCUAUAAGGAAAUAAGCAUUUUAAA
Bactrocera latifrons is the source of this 1875-nucleotide messenger RNA. Its product is annotated as probable dimethyladenosine transferase. Gene Ontology annotation, cellular component: mitochondrial matrix. Gene Ontology annotation, molecular function: rRNA (adenine-N6,N6-)-dimethyltransferase activity. The record is from RefSeq and is a predicted model, not a curated record. The transcript has 5 exons. Lineage: Eukaryota; Metazoa; Arthropoda; Insecta; Diptera; Tephritidae. Gene Ontology annotation, biological process: rRNA methylation. Bases 807 to 1727 code for a protein of 306 amino acids.